Messenger RNA from Glycine soja, 2227 nucleotides. RefSeq names its product bifunctional dihydrofolate reductase-thymidylate synthase. The transcript has 12 exons. The record is from RefSeq and is a predicted model, not a curated record. Gene Ontology annotation, biological process: tetrahydrofolate biosynthetic process; one-carbon metabolic process; dTMP biosynthetic process. Gene Ontology annotation, cellular component: mitochondrion; cytosol. The coding region runs from base 334 to 1926 and encodes 530 amino acids. NCBI's taxonomy places the organism in Eukaryota, Viridiplantae, Streptophyta, Magnoliopsida, Fabales, Fabaceae. Gene Ontology annotation, molecular function: thymidylate synthase activity; dihydrofolate reductase activity.
ACCGGGCCUCGUAUAACAGACCCACCCGACCCGUUUGCUUCCCGUUUCUCUGCUUUCCACUCUCGGCUGCUACUUCUAUUCGUCACUUUUUCUUUCAUUUUCUCAUGACCUCUUCUUCUUCUUCUUUAUAUAUAAUAUAAAUAUAAACAUUCUUUUGAUAUUGUUCCUGAGUUGAACAAGUUCGUGGAAUUUUGCACCUUUUUAGGUCAUAAUCCUUUCAAAAUUCCGUGCUUCGGCUUGACAUCGAUUUCUCUGCACUUCCCAAAGAAUUGGUUGUGCAGUCCUUGUUUUCAGACACCGUCUUUAAGUUACUGUCGACGUUUGAGUUCUAUAAUGCCCAGUGAUUCUUCUGUAAUCUCCAAUGGACACAGCAAUGGCAGUGUCAAUCCACUACCUAACCUGCAAAGGACUUACCAAGUGGUAGUGGCUGCCACUCAAGAUUGGGGCAUCGGUAAGGAUGGGAAAUUACCCUGGAGAUUGCCUACUGAUCUCAAGUUUUUUAAGGAGAUCACUAUGAAAACAUCUGAUCCUGGGAAGAAGAAUGCCAUUGUAAUGGGAAGGAAAACAUGGGAGAGCAUCCCUCUUGAGUACAGGCCUCUUUCUGGUCGCCUUAAUGUUGUUCUUACUCGCUCAGGAAGUUUUGAUAUUGCAACAGCAGAGAAUGUUGUUAUAUGUGGAAGCAUGUCUUCUGCAUUGGAACUGUUAGCUGCUUCUCCUUACUCUCUGUCAAUUGAGAAAGUUUUUGUUAUAGGGGGUGGUCAGAUAUUUAGAGAGGCUCUCAAUGUGCCUGGAUGUGAAGCUAUCCACUUAACGGAAAUUCAGUCAAGCAUUGAGUGUGACACUUUUAUGCCUCCAGUUGAUUUCACUAUAUUUCGGCCAUGGUACUCAUCCUUUCCUAAAGUGGAAAACAACAUCCGCUAUUCUUUCACCACUUAUGUGCGUGUACGGAGUUCUGCUGCAGAGUCCGCGGGUCAGAACAUUGAUCCACUUCUUGAUAAUAAUUCUGAGUCCAUGAAAUUUGAGGUCAAGGAUUUUUCUUUUCUUCCUAAAAUGAUUUCUGAGAGACAUGAGGAGUAUCUGUAUCUUAAGCUGGUUCAGGACAUCAUUGCUGAAGGUACAACUAAGGGUGAUAGGACAGGGACUGGUACCUUGUCAAAAUUUGGUUGCCAGAUGAGGUUCAAUCUGCGUGGAAACUUUCCUCUUCUAACAACUAAGAAAGUAUUUUGGCGAGGGGUUGUUGAAGAGCUUCUUUGGUUUAUCAGUGGCUCAACAAAUGCCAAGGUGCUACAGGAAAAAGGCAUUCAUAUUUGGGAUGGCAAUGCAUCCAGAGAAUACCUUGAUGGUGUUGGUUUGACAGAGCGGGAGGAGGGUGACUUGGGACCUGUUUAUGGGUUUCAAUGGAGGCACUUUGGUGCCAGAUAUACUGACAUGCAUCAUGACUACUCCGGCCAAGGGUUUGAUCAACUUUUAGAUGUUAUUAACAAGAUAAAGUGUAAUCCUGAUGAUCGGCGAAUCAUUCUCUCUGCAUGGAAUCCAGUGGAUCUUAAAUUAAUGGCACUUCCACCCUGCCACAUGUUUGCACAGUUUUAUGUAGCACACGGGGAGUUAUCAUGUCAAAUGUAUCAGCGAUCUGCUGAUAUGGGCCUGGGCAUUCCAUUUAAUAUUGCAUCUUAUGCCCUUUUGACAUGCAUGAUUGCUCAUGUUUGUGAUCUCAUUCCUGGUGAUUUUAUUCAUGUUAUUGGGGAUGCUCAUAUUUACCGCAAUCACGUGAGGCCUUUGCAGGAGCAGCUCCAUAACCAGCCAAAGCCUUUUCCAACUUUGAAGAUAAAUCCAAAGAAGAAAGAUAUAGAUUCUUUUGUGGCUGCUGAUUUCAAGCUCAUAGGCUAUGAUCCUCACCAGAAGAUUGAUAUGAAGCUGUCUGUCUAAAAUCUGGGGAUUCUCACUCCUUCAGGUUGUUUCUGCUUUUUGAAAUGAGGCACAACCUUAGGAAGAUUAUGUUAAAUCUGUGUACAAUUAAAGAACAUAUCGUAGCACAUACUUCAUCGCAUAAAUACUGUUACUUAAGUGGGAAUUCUCUGGCUCCACCUGUUAUGCCUCUAAGGUGAUUUAGAUUAACUUAAUUUCCUUCCUUUCCAAGGUACACGCUCUAUUGUACUUUUGAGGGAUCUGAAACUCGAUGUUUAAGAUAAAGCCGGUGUUUUUAUGUGAGCCAUUUCUAUUUUUUAUU